Mus pahari (shrew mouse) is the source of this 1561-nucleotide messenger RNA. It is a transcript of the gene Fam32a, whose product is annotated as family with sequence similarity 32 member A. NCBI's taxonomy places the organism in Eukaryota, Metazoa, Chordata, Mammalia, Rodentia, Muridae. The coding region runs from base 50 to 388 and encodes 112 amino acids. The record is from RefSeq and is a predicted model, not a curated record. Gene Ontology annotation, cellular component: nucleolus. The transcript is spliced from 4 exons.
UGCAAACAGGAAGUGUGGCGGAGUUCCCGGGGCACGGCUUGCGAGCGCUAUGGAGGCCUACGAGCAGGUCCAGAAGGGUCCCCUGAAGCUGAAAGGCGUGGCAGAGCUCGGCGUGACAAAGCGGAAGAAGAAGAAGAAAGACAAAGACAAGGCCAAGAUGCUGGAGGCCAUGGGGACGAGCAAGAAGAGCGAGGAGGAGAAGAGGCGCUGCCUGGACAAGCGCACGCCGGCGCAGGCAGCCUUCGAAAAGAUGCAGGAGAAGCGGCAAAUGGAAAGAAUUCUGAAGAAGGCAUCAAAAACCCACAAACAGAGAGUGGAGGACUUCAACCGACACCUGGACACACUCACUGAGCACUAUGACAUUCCCAAAGUCAGCUGGACCAAGUAACCUGCUCCUGGUGCAAAAGGCAGAAGCCAGGUUGACGGUGUUUUGUCCCUCCGUGUUUUCUAGAAUGUUUUACACCUGGCUGGUGCAUCUGCUGAGACUAGGUUUUCUGAGCCUUGAUUAAAGUCAGGGUGUUCUUUCACUGGGUUUUGGUUUUGGGGUAGUUCCCUUUCCUGUUUGGACAGCAACAUUGUAGAUUGACAUGCUGAGGUCAUUUCUGGGUGAAGGCCAUGGAAGGAUGGCCCCCUUCCCACCCCCAUUGCAGCAUCUGUCUUCACUUACACCACAGUGCCAGGACAGAGGCUCAUGUGGGCCACCACAGAUGUUCCCACAGUGAGGCUCCAUUUUGGGCCACCUGGACAUCAGAUUGCAUCUGCAACACCACCUGAAGCAAGAGUGGGACACAGGACACAGGUCUCCAGCACAUAGCCUGUCCCACAGUCCACCCAGUGGACUGNNAUGGCAGAUGUUGCUAAUCUCAGUUCUCAGUGAUGGCACCUGGAUUUUUAAGUAUGUGGCAUGUGGCAUAAGCCUGGUUGGCAUUCCUGGUCUAAGAAUACCAAAUGCUAGAUGUGGCCCAGGCAAAGUGCCAGUAGACAUGGUAUAGUGGUGCAGAUGCUGCAGAGCUGUGGCAUCUGAGGGACUAAGGGGACCACUUGAAGAGUUUCUGCACACACUGUUGAGAGAUGCAGCUUCUUUGGCCAUAGAUACGGAAAGAAUGACAAAUUAGUGGAGCUGACAUGUCUGGAAUAAAGUGAAUACCAGUUAUGGAGUGUGAAUGUUGUCUGUACUGGCUGUCCUUCACAGGGGCACCUUUUCAUUCUGCCCAUGUCCCUGAAGAAUGAAGAAUGCACUCCAGCUCGGGUUGUGAGACUUGGCUGCAAGUGAUUUUACCCACUGAGCUAUGUCACAGUCCAAGUGAACUGUGUUCACACCUGAGGGAGAUGGUGUGUGCAUACCUUGUGUCAAGUGUUUAGGACCAUUGUGGAUUUGGGAAUUUUUCCAGACUUGGGGAAUGGGGAACACAAUGAUUUUUGUAAUAUGUAAUGAGGUGUUGCAGUGACUGUCACAGGUUUGCAUACAUUUGAUUUGCUCCUAUGCACAUAGCAUAAAGUCAUAUUAAUUUUUUUUCUGUCUUUGAACAUAGUGUACAAAAUACACAGUCUUUUUAAAGAA